This is a messenger RNA of Amoebophrya sp. A25, 922 nucleotides long. The record is from the annotation of a GenBank genome assembly. NCBI's taxonomy places the organism in Eukaryota, Dinophyceae, Syndiniales, Amoebophryaceae.
UUGACAACGAGGGACCUACACCCACAGGAACUACACGGAGUAGCAAAGUGCUGGAGAAGGCAGCAGCAGUAGUACUUGCGCAAGAGCCUCAGCUCGCAGUAGAUGAACCUGAACAGACGGCACACGACGAGAGUGCUGGCAUGCCGACUUCUCAGAUAGUACUAGACAUGAGUAAAGAAGUAGAAGAUCAAGACGUGAGUAAAGAAGUAGACCAGAAAAAUAUCAUCAUCAAUCAUGACGCCUUCGAUGCAACCACCAGCAUUGACGUAUCGAUUGCAGAGGCAUCAGCCACAAGCACAACAGCCGCAUCGGUGGCGGAGGUCGUCCCAAAUACAAAUAGGGGAUCGGAAAAAUUCAGUACGGCUGAUGUACUAAACGUGAGUAAAGAAGUAGAAGAUCAAGACGCUGAUACAAGAACUGCUGCCGGGAGAAGCACAGCUCAACUAUCGGCGACUCAGAGUAGACCGUCAUCAGUGCGAUUGAGCAAUUUUUCAUCUGGCGGAUUGGUCGAGGACGUUACUUUCGGAACAAGUGCUAGGAUGACGACACAAGAGGAUGAAGAACAAGUAAAAGACGGUAACGAGCAUCAUGCCACCAGUACCCAUUACCCUUCUUCCGCGACUUCAACGAGUGCGGUCAGUAGCGCCGAUAUGAUAGAUAUCACUUUCGGAGGUCCGCGAAUUGACUCUUCAACAUCAGAAUUGACGAACAAGCCAUUUGCACUACAAGUUAAUAAAGCAGGAGAGGAGCCGGCACCCGGUCCUCGUCCUACUCAAGAUACUACAACUACAGGAGAUCAUGAUCAAGUUCAAGAUGCUCCCAAUAAGACAAGACCUACAGAAUCCGAUUACGUCUUUCCAACAACCACUGAUGGCCAGAUGAUAACACGUCGUCAAGAUUCCCUAGAAAUAGAGAAAAGGCG